AUGAAUGUAUAUAAUAGUGAAAUUGUAUCAAUCAAAUCAUUGCAUAGUAAUACUAGUCAUGUAUUAUCAUCAUCAUCAUCGAAUUCUUCAUCACAACAAUCAUCUAAUUCAUUAAGAGCACCAUCUAUCACUGGUUUACCACAAUUGAAAAAUCUUACAGCUAUAGAAAUUAAUAAUAUUAAUAAAAAUCCAUUCAUUACAUAUCCAAAUGAUAAAUAUUAUAUAAAAAAUAUACCAAAUAUUAUUAAUACUACUCAUAAUAAUACUACUGAUUUUACUGAUGAAAUCUUUCAAACGAAUGGACAAUUAUUAACUAUUCCAGAUGGAAUGAAUCAUAAUAAUAAUGAAUCAAAUCUAUGGAAUUUGAAUUAUAAUACACAUUCUAUUGAUAAACAUAAAACUAGAAAUAAUGCAUUAUUUUGUGGUCCAGGACGUAAACGUUAUUUAAUUGCAUUUUUAUGUUGUACAUGUCUUACUAUUGUUAUUGGUAUGAGAUCAGAAAUGUUAGGUAUUAUAACAAAUUUAAAUAAUACUAAUACACGUAUAACAUUUGGUAUUAAAUAUACAACAAAUAUGAAAUAUCAAAUAGAUUAUAAUCAUCAUCAUCAUCAUUAUCUUCAUAAUCAUAUGAAUCUAUUCAAUAAAUCAAAACAAAUGAAUCAUAUCAAUAUAAAUGGAUCUAUCUAUUCAAAGAAAGAACAAGAACAACAACAAGAAGGUGGACAUGAAGAAGAAGAAGAAGAUAAUGAUGAGGAUAUUGAUCAUGAAUUACAUACAGAUUCAAAUAGAUUAUUAGAUAAUAUACGUCCAACAACAUCAUUAAUAUUUAAACCAUCAGAACAUCGUAAAAUGCCAUGGACAGAAACAAUUAAAAAUGAUAUAGUAGAAAAUUCUGUAUUUUUUGCUUAUUUAAUAACAAGUCCAAUAGGUGGUUAUUUAACAGUGAAUUAUGAUUCAUCAUUUUUAUUAGGUAGUUCUGUAGCAAUUACAUGUGGUAUGAAUUUAUUUUUACCACUUGUUGAAACUAUAGGUAAUAAUAUUAAUGCAAAAUUAAUUAUGAUUAUAUUAUUAAGAUUAAUACAAGGUUUAGCUGAAGGUUGUUUAAUACCAUCAGUAUUUGGUAUAUUACGUUUUUGGAGUCCUAUUAAUGAACGUUCAACAUUAGUAUGUUUAUCUGUUAUUGGUGUAUCAUUAGGACCAUUAAUUGGUUUAAUAUGGUGUAUAUUUUGGUGGAGAUUAAUUGAUGAAAAACCAAAUAAAGAUAAAAAAUUAAAUAAAUAUGAAUUAAAUUAUUUAAAAUCAACAAUAUCUAAUCGUAUAUUAUAUAAUCAUAAUUAUACUCAAAUACCAUGGAAUAAAAUAUUUACAUCACGUCCUGUAUAUGCUAUAUUAUUUACAUAUGCUGCAGAUGAUUGGACAUUUCAAAUAUCAUCAGUAUGUAUGCAAUCAUUUUAUCAACAAAUUUAUAAUGUAGAUGUGGAACGUACUAUAUUUUUUUUAUCAUUCCCUUUUUUAUCAAGAUCAAUAUUUGUACCAAUUGGUUUCUCUGGAUUGGCAGUAGCAGGCUACGCUGUAAAUGUGAUUGAUUUAGCUCCUAAUUUCUCAGGUUUGGUUAUGGGAUUCGCUAACAGUGUCAGUACAUUUACAGGUAUUUUAUCAACAUUUAUCGCAUCAGUUGUUGUACAUAAAUUUGGUUUAGAAUUAAAAAAUGGUUGGAGAGUUGCUUUAUGUUUAGCAGCAUUUAGUCAAUUUGUUGCUAUGAUUACAUAUUUAUUAUUUAGUUCCAGUGAACAACAAUCUUGGGCAUAUUCACCGACAUUUGAAAGUGUUGACAAGAAUGAUGAUGAUGUUGAUGAUGAUGAUGAUAAUAAUAAUAAGAAGAAUAGACCUAUGGAACAAAUCAAUCAUUCCAUGAUUUGA
Messenger RNA from Schistosoma mattheei, 1920 nucleotides. The record is from the annotation of a GenBank genome assembly. NCBI's taxonomy places the organism in Eukaryota, Metazoa, Platyhelminthes, Trematoda, Strigeidida, Schistosomatidae.